Molecule: messenger RNA, 587 nt
Organism: Xyrichtys novacula (pearly razorfish)
Lineage: Eukaryota; Metazoa; Chordata; Actinopteri; Labriformes; Labridae
Source: the annotation of a GenBank genome assembly
AUGCAAAUGAAAGAGCUUGUUUUCACUCUCAUCUUGCUUAUGCAAGGUAAGAAUCAAAGAAACUCUCUGUUUUGUGGUCUUCGAAUGAAAUCUUGUCUUUGCUCUUAUUGACGGGCAAAAAUUCUCCCCUGCAGCAUGGGACCCUCUUUGGGCCCAGACUACAGCAGCACCCGCACAACCAGACCCUCCAGGAUUACUGCAAAGGCUGACAGAGGGAGCCAGGUACUUCCACACGCCAUCUUUUUGCAGCUAAUUAGAUCGAGCAAGCUGGACUCUUCUGUAAAACAUUUCUAGUUUUCAGAAAAGUAAAAGUAUUCCCCGUGUUUGCAGUUUGUAUUUACUUUGUUGCUCAUUUGUGUACUUUUGUAUGACACAGGGAAGUCAGAGCUAAAGUCCAGAAUUUUGGGGAAUUGGUGCGAGGCUUUGCUGAUGCUUACUAUGAAGACCACAUUGAACCAGGGUACGGCAAAUACUUUGAAUGGGCCUCUGGUGUGAGAGACUCUGCGUGGGAGAGGAUCCGAACAACUGCUGAUAAAUUCAGUCUGUUUAAAGGAAAAACACCGACUGAUCAACCCGAUGUAAACUAA